UGCCCAAAAUGAAGCAGUCUUGCUGCUCGAAGAUAAGGCCCCUCGCCUCUUCCUCUCUUUCCAGACUCCACACCUCCCUUGCCCUUGCCCUCACAGUCAGCCAAAACCAACACAAGUCUUCAGUUUUCGGGUGGUAUUCAUAUAGAUAUAGAUCUAAGAAAUGGCAGCAGCUACGGCAGUUAGCUUCAGCUUGGCUAAUGCAUUCAAGGGACUAUCUCUAUCUUCAGCGUCAUCAGCAUCUUCGUUCUUUAAUUUCGAUGCGGGGUUAAUAAUGCCCAAAUCAACGGUUUCUAUGCGGCCAAGAUUACCGGUUCCUUUGACGAUCGAGUCUGCGCACAAAAAAGGAGCCGGCAGCACCAAGAAUGGACGAGACUCGCCAGGCCAGCGUCUCGGCGUCAAGAUUUUCGGUAACCAGGUCGCAAAGCCCGGCUCAAUUAUUGUGCGCCAGCGCGGCACCAAGUUUCACCCGGGAAAGAAUGUGGGGAUAGGCAAGGACCACACCAUUUUCUCAUUGAUUGAUGGACUUGUUCAAUUUGAAAAGUUUGGGCCUGACAGGCAGAAGAUCAGUGUUUACGCACGAGAGGUACAGCCUGAGAACCCCAACAGUUAUCGAGCAAGGAAGAGGGAGUACUUCAGGAUGCAGCGUGAACGUAAGAAGGCUAGAAGGGAAGCCUUUUUUCAGCCGCAGCUGGUCCUAGCAUCUGCUGCAGAGAGCAAUCCUAUUUGCUAAUUCCUGAACGUUCCAUUUAGUUUUAAUUUUUUUGGUUUACAACUAUGAUCAAACCAUGCACAUUGGUUUGCUUCAUUGGUUUCUCUUCCUUUUUUUAUGUUUAUUCUGUUGGGUCCUGGAUACUUAGAUCGGAAGUGUCGAUAUCUACUGUUUCAAAUUUGCUAUGUGAAUCCCUUCUUGUUUGCUUUUA
Messenger RNA from Tripterygium wilfordii, 920 nucleotides. Its product is annotated as 50S ribosomal protein L27, chloroplastic-like. The transcript has 4 exons. The record is from RefSeq and is a predicted model, not a curated record. The coding region runs from base 161 to 730 and encodes 189 amino acids. Gene Ontology annotation, biological process: translation. Gene Ontology annotation, cellular component: ribosome. NCBI's taxonomy places the organism in Eukaryota, Viridiplantae, Streptophyta, Magnoliopsida, Celastrales, Celastraceae. Gene Ontology annotation, molecular function: structural constituent of ribosome.